Ilyonectria robusta is the source of this 3807-nucleotide messenger RNA. RefSeq names its product CHAT domain-containing protein. The record is from RefSeq and is a predicted model, not a curated record. Bases 159 to 3680 code for a protein of 1173 amino acids. Lineage: Eukaryota; Fungi; Ascomycota; Sordariomycetes; Hypocreales; Nectriaceae. The transcript has a single exon. Gene Ontology annotation, molecular function: protein binding.
UGAAAACAACUCACAACUCUCACUUUCAGCACAACUAUCAGGCGAUCGACCACAACACCAGGCCCACUGUUUCAGGUUGUGUCAGCCCACUGGUAUAAAUUUGCUAACAUACUUGUUCUCCUAGAGCGCCGACCUGCGUCCGGUGCGAGGCGAACAACAUGAACGUCGACCGCACACCUGAUGAACCACCUCGACUGGGUCUUCGAUUUGCUGGCGUCGACGGAGAAACACUACCCAACAUUGAAGAUGUGAACAACUUCAUACAAACUUCGAAGAACUUACUUGCAAAACCAACACCAGACUUCGUUGAUCAGGCAGCUCAACUCCAUCAUCUCGGAGCAGCAUACGGGGAGAGAUAUGACAGAUCUAGAACUCUUGCCGAUUUAGACAGAGCUGUCGAGCUUUUCGAGCAAUCCCUCAACCUAACGCCGCUCCAUCAUGAAAACAGAGCAUCUCGGCUUCGGGACCUGGCGGCUGCUCAUCACAACAGGUGCCUGAAAUUCGGCGGCAUCGAGCACUUGAACAAGGCGAUUCCCCUGUAUCACGAAUGCCUCGAAAAUACGCCGUCAGAAAACGAAAGGGCUUCGUGCCUCUGCGAUCUUGGUGCAGCGUAUGCAGACAAGUAUCGCAGAACCUUGGCGGAAACGGACUUAAAUACCGCAAUUCAACUGAUGCAGGAGUCUGUCGACUCAACACCAACAGAUGACGCCCAUCGAGCACCUCGACUUCUGAGUCUUGGUGCUGCGUUGGGAGAUAGAUUUCAAAGAGUAUAUGAUAGUUCUGAUAUGGAUAAAUCAAUCCCGAUCUAUGAAGAAUAUCUCGAUCGACUGCCUUUGGGUCACCCAGACCGCUCGAUUCGAUUACGAGACCUUGCCGCAGGAUUCCAGGCUCGUUAUGUCAAGUUAGGCACUGCUUCCGAUAUAGCAAGAGCAAUUAAAUUGUAUCUGCAAUCGGCCGACGAGGCACCAGAAGGCAAUCCCAGCCGAGCGGCGAGAUUUCGUGAUGUCGGAGGAGGAUACCGAGACAGAUUUAAGCAAACAGGCGACACAGCAGACUUGAGUAUGGCCAUCAAGGCCUUUCAGAAUGCUCUCGAUCAGACUCCCGGAGACGGGGAAGAACGCGCAGCCCUCCUUCAUGAGGUGGGAGCCGGGUAUGCUGACAGGUACGCAAGAAUAGGGAAUCUGGCAGACCUGAAUGCCACAAUUCCACUGGUCCAAGAAGCAGUCGACUUGACGCCCACAGAAAAUCCGCGUCGGGAAGUUCGUCUCAUUGAUCUAGGCGCAGCAAUACAUGACAGGUACAGAAGGACAGGGUCGCUGUCAGACCUUGACGAGGCAAUUGAGAUAUACCAACAAGCCGUCGAUAAAACUGCGUCCGCCAACCCGUUCUUCCCGUCCUGGGUUCAGCUACUGGGACUUGGCUGGGUAGAUAAAUAUAGGCAAACAGGCGACACUGCACACCUCGACAAGGCGAUUGAAUUGUACCAAGCCUGUGAAGAGCCCAAGCUUACAGGCAUAUCCGAGGACCUCCACGAUGCAAUGCGAGCACUCCAUGAGAUUUUGCAGAAGUCGCGAGCGGACAAUCCGCGGUGGAUAUCUCUCCGAAACAACCUUGGAGUUGCAUACCACGAGAGGUACACGCAGUCGAGGAAAAUGACCGACCUCGGCGCUGCGAUUGAUUUGUAUCAAGAGACCUUGGAGAGAACCCCACCAGAUCAUCCAACCCUAGCGAUCCGAUUGCGCACUUAUGGUUCCGCGCUCUAUACUAGAUAUCAGACGACUCAGAAGGCAGAAGACAUGCAGACUGCAAUCGAGUCUUUCCGCACAGGUCUCAACCACUCAUCAGCCCCGAUCCAGGAUCGCCUGUCGGCCGGGAGGUUUCUGCUGGGGAUUUUGGCAGAAGCGCACGACUGGGAGCAUGGCUACGAAGCUGCAAAGACGCUGAUCCGGCUUGUUCCGCUACUCGCCCCGAGAUCUCUGGAGAAUUCGGACAAGCAACACUGGCUUUCUGGAGUGGCGGGCUUGGCUUCGGAUGCUGCAGCCAUCGCGUUGAAUGCGAACAAGGACCCGUUUGACGCCGUGCAGCUCCUCGAGCUUGGCCGUGGCAUCAUCUCGGGGUCUCUGAACGACAUUCGCGCGGAUGUCGACGAGCUCGUUAGCAGUCACCCUGACCUUGGGAAGCGAUAUCUGGCGCUCCGCCAACAACUCGACACUCCUGCGCCACCCAGCCCGAUCCGACAAGUACCAUCGCAGCGAGACCCCAGCCAAGGGAUAGUCUCGUCGAUGAACGAGCACAUGAGAUCCUCGGAGCCAAUGAUUCUCCAGGGACCAAGCCGCUCCGACAUUCAGGGCUACUCCCAACCGUCGUGGCAGAGCCAAGCCAAUGUGCGCCACGAAGCCAACGGCGCGCUGGAUGAUCUCCUCGUCGAGAUCCGCAGCUGUCCCGGAUUCGAGGACUUCCUGCUUGCGCCAAGCGAGCAAGAGAUGCGAGCUGCGGCAAAGAAGGGCCCCUUGGUUGUCGUCAAUGUCAGCCAGUAUCGGUGCGAUGCAAUCCUCAUCGAAGAGCACCAGAUACGGGCGUUGCCGUUGGAAAACCUCCUUAGCCGGGAGAUUCGAGAAAAGGCGCAGUUGGGUGAUCUCGGGAAGCCGAGAACGCUUAAGUGGCUGUGGGAUACGCUCGCAAGUCCCGUGCUGGACGCGCUGCGUUUCACACAGUCUCCGACUGGUGACGAUGCAGGGCAAAGAUGGCCGCAUGUUUGGUGGAUUCCAACAGGAGCCUUGACCAAGUUCCCUCUUCACGCUGCAGGAAUCCACGCCAAAGGUGGUUAUGACACGGUGAUGGAUAGAGUCAUGUCAUCAUACAGCGCCUCUGUCAAAGCCAUCAUACACGGUCGCCGUCAACGGGUCGCCUCAUACGAGCCAGCCCAGGCUCUGCUUGUUGCUCUCAAGGAUACGCCCGGAGUUCCAACACCACUUUCGUUCACGUUGGACGAGGUCAAGGAGCUGCACCAGCUCUGCGAGUCAAUGGGGAUUGAACCCAUUGAGCCAGGUCGUCGCAAGCAAGACAUCGUCCGGUAUCUGCCGAAUUGCAAGAUCUUCCACUUUGCGGGUCACUGCCACACGAACCAUACGGAUCCAUCGAGGAGUCAGCUGUUGUUGGAAGAUGGAACAAGCGAUCCGUUCACCGUCGCGUCUCUCAUCGACUUGAAUCUCCAAGCCAAUCCGCCGUUCCUCGCCUACCUGUCCGCUUGUGGGACAGGCAAAGUAGAGGAUGAAAGGUUUAUUGACGAGAGCAUGCACCUCAUUAGCGCCUGCCAGCUUGCCGGAUUCCGCCAUGUCAUUGGCACAUUUUGGGAGGUAAACGAUAAGACCUGCGUCGACAUGGCCAAGUUCGCAUACCAAGGCAUGAAGGAGGACCAGGGCGUGACAGACGAGUCGGUCUGUAGAGGACUUCAUCACGCCGCACUCAAGCUCAGGGAUCGGUGGUUGAACACUAUGGACAAGAUUGAAUGUGAGCUUGUGGCAAAAUUAGCCAUCUCCUCAGUGCAAGAUACGACGGGAGGCUCUCGAGAUGCAGAUCAACGGGAUGACAGAGCGACACGAGACGCUGUUUUGGAUGCAGACGACGAAGAAGAAGGUGGGCCAAUGUACUGGGUUCCAUAUGUGCACUUUGGCGUUUAGAAAAGACAGUGUAAAGCGGUGUAAUGUGACGUCAAAAACAGGCCUAUACUGCUAACGGCUUAUUUAAAGUUGACUUUAAUAUUAGCUACGGGGACUUCUUACUUUUUGGCUAUUUUUUGAAGCCAGA